AUCAUGAAAAGAAUUGUGGCACCUGAAACUGAUAAUCAAUACCAAAGUGAUCAACACCUUUGAAAAAUCACCUGUUGAUGUGUGUGUUAGCCAUUAUUGGAUAAAUUCAUAUAGAUAUUAGUUAAAUGACUCAGGUUGUAUAAGGUUUCUAUGGCGAUGCUCUCACACAGUAUUUAUUCCAGUUUCUCUGUCAAUCUUCCAUUCAUAGUCUGCUUCUAAGACACUGAAACUUUCCAUAUUUUUACCAUAUUGUUUAACCUUUACAUAGUCUUAUGUUUAAGCAUCAUGGUGACUGGAAACAGUUUACUGAACCAGAAUUAAUGAUUUGAAAGCAGUAAUUAGUUGUUAGUGCUGGAUUUCUAAGUGACUAUAGUAUCGGUUAGGAUGGAGAUCUCUGAGCAUUUAAUCCCGUUUCCUAUAGUUAAUGCUCUGUAAACAUGGGCAUACAUCAUAUCUUUGUGCUUGCAGUAUGACAAUUUUUGAUCUAGGCCAUUUUGUCUUGAAAGCUGAUGUGUAAUGAACAUGAAACUUGAAACUCUGUUUUACAGCCACUGAGGUGCCCAGAUUCUCCAAAUAUUUGAAAUGUUGGAGGUAUUUCUGUGAUGCCUUGGAGCCAGCUAGUCAGUCAGAGGAAUAUAAUGGACUGAGCUUAUAAUGGGAUGUACCUCAUCUAAUGCUGUCCGAGUGGAGGAUGAAAUUCCAAGGUCACAAAGUGUGAUUCGCUCGGUGGUGCUGAUACAGAAGUGGUACCGGCGGUAUCUGGCAAGAACGGAGGCCAGAAGGCGGUGCACCUGGACGAUAUUCCAGUCUAUAGAGUAUGCUGGGGAACAGAAUCAAUUAAAGCUUUACAACUUUUUCAACACCAUGCUGGGCCAAAUGGACACAGAUGACAUUGGGCAGCCUAAAAUACUCCGAGCUCUGUCUGUGUCUCAAAGACCGGCAAAAAUUGAUACCAAAACCUUAGAGGAGGAGGACCAUGUACUGAUGAGGGAAAGUGACCCGGACUCCAUCGAGGUCGAGUCCUCCUAUAGAGGGGUCCAUCUCACAUUCCCACUCACACAGGCUCAACUACAGAGCCUCAUCAACUCCUUCAAAACCAAGCAGCCACUGCAUGCCAAAUACCUGAUUCAACUUUUACUUGAGACUCGCACUGCAUUAAAGCAAAAAGCCAAUAUUAACUAUGCCACUACCUCGAUCUCAAAGCAAAUAACAGUCUGUGGGGAUCUUCAUGGGAAACUAGAUGAUCUCUACAUGAUUUUUCACAAGAAUGGUCUUCCAUCUGUACACAACCCUUAUAUAUUCAAUGGAGAUUUUGUGGACAGGGGGCGUAACUCUGUAGAAAUUGCUGUGAUUCUCUUUGUAUGUUUUCUAAUCAACAAAAAUGAAGUUUAUCUUAACCGUGGAAACCAUGAAGACCAUGUGAUGAACCUAAGAUAUGGUUUUGUUAAAGAGCUGGUGAAAAAAUACUCUAUACAUGCAAGCAAAGUCAUCCAUCUGUUUGAGGAUGUGUUUAGCUGGUUACCAAUAGCAACCAUUGUGGACUACAAAAUCCUUGUUGUUCACGGAGGUGUUUCAGACACAUUGGACCUUAAUUUCCUGGCAACCAUAGAUAGACACAAGUUUCUUUCAAUUUUACAUCCACCAAGAGGGGGAAAUGACACAUCAAAAUUAAGUGAUACCGAACUCCGCGAAUGGAAAUUGAUUUUAGACAUACUAUGGAGUGAUCCUCGAGCUAAGCAUGGUUGUCAUGACAACACAUUUCGAGGAGGAGGAAGUUAUUUUGGUCCAGAUAUUACAGACUAUAUACUGACAAAACACAAACUUAAACGAAUUAUUCGCUCACACGAAUGUAAACCUGAUGGAUAUGAAUUCACACAUAACAAUAAGGUAUUAACCAUAUUUUCUGCCUCUAACUAUUAUGAAGAGGGAAGUAACAAAGGAGCCUAUGUGAAGCUGCAUGGAUCAGACCUGGAGUACCAGCUUGUCCAGUACAUGACCAGUAAAGGAGCCAACAGAAAGGUCACCUUUGCUCAGCGAGUCACAAAAGUCGAGUCCUCGGCCAUCGUCAAUCUGAGAGAGAAAAUUCUCGGCUCUAAGUCAGAAUUUUUGGAGGAGUUCCACAAACUAGACCCUGAAAAGACAGGAAAAGUGACCCAGCAUGAUUGGUGUACAGUGAUGGGGAGUAUUCUAGGGAUGGACCUUCCCUGGAGAACUCUGAGACCCAAGCUAGCACGCUGUGAUGAGAAGGGAAUGGUGGCGUAUGAUACAACAUUUGAAGAGAUGAGAAUUUAUCACCGCUACAGUGGGAAUGGUCCUACAGUGACAGAGAUGCUGUACAGACAGAAAGACAACCUGGAGAGUCUGUUUAGGAUUCUGGAUAGAGAUAAUUCAGGACAAAUUUCAAUGGAGGAAUUUAACGAAGUUAUCCAACUCCUUGUGAAACAGCAGAAUGUGAACUGUCCACUGGAUCAAAUCUCAGACAUAGCAAAGAGCAUUGACUUAAACCAUGAUGGAAAAAUAGACUUUAAUGAAUUCCUGGAGGCUUUUAGGAUUGUGGACAGUUAUGGUAAAUUCUCAGAAGUCCAGCGCCAGGAGCUUAUGUCUAUCAGUUCUAUGGACAGCAUCAUAAACAUGAAGAACUGUAGCUUCUCUAUGGGGACCAAGAGAAGGGUCUCAAAUCUGGAUGAUAUCAAAGAAUUCAAAUGAGGAUCAUGACAAUCAAAAAUGUUAAAAAGUCAGAAUUCCUUGUUUCUAAGAUUUUGCUGUUUACCAAUGACUUGAAUAUUUCUUGAUGUUUUAUGAAUACAUGUAUCUUUAUUUAUUUAAAGUUAAUUAAUUUUAGUUAGAAUGACAGUGAGUUUUGUGUACCUUAUUAAGCAAUCAAAGAGUCUGUGAUUUUUUUAAUUUAUUAUUGUACAUCCUCUUUAAUCCCAGUCUGGAGCUGUGUGUAGAUUUAUGAUUGUAGCAUUUUUUUUCCAUUUGCUUUUCUAUAGGAAUUUUUUUUAAAGAUUAUUAAAAAUUAACCAAGAA
Messenger RNA from Saccostrea cuccullata (small rock oyster), 3030 nucleotides. RefSeq names its product serine/threonine-protein phosphatase with EF-hands 2-like. Lineage: Eukaryota; Metazoa; Mollusca; Bivalvia; Ostreida; Ostreidae. The transcript is spliced from 15 exons. The record is from RefSeq and is a predicted model, not a curated record. Bases 655 to 2706 code for a protein of 683 amino acids. Gene Ontology annotation, molecular function: calcium ion binding; protein binding; manganese ion binding. Gene Ontology annotation, biological process: detection of stimulus involved in sensory perception.